GUUCAAACGCAGAUCAGAUGCGAGUUGGAUGUGUCAGAUGUGAUCUGUCAUCAGAUUAGAGAAACAUUUAGUUUUUCAGCAUCAUCGGUGAAAACGGUUAGAAAGUUCCCGACAAGGAAAAUCAAUCUGCUGGAAAUUUUGCAUUUUCAACGCUGCCUGCUUUUCCGCACUUCCGUUGCCAGCAAAUAGGUAGGCUCGGUGGCCUUGCAGCGCUGGCAAUUCGUGACGGGUCCGAGUGAGUUGGUGCGGCGGGCAGCACCUCGAUUGCUCACUUUCAGAAUGGAAGCGCUCAAAGUCGCUCUUCUGGCGGUCCUUGCCCUUGCAAUUUUCGUGGAAUUCACUUCAGCCGGCGUUAUAAAUCUUAAGGGAAACGCAACCGAAGAAGAGAUUCAUUCGCGAUGGAGGAGAGAGCCAAGAAUUACAAAAGGAGCAUCAAAAUCCAUCUCGCCAAAGCAAGCAAAAUUGUCAAAGCCGAGGAUUGAAAAAACCUGCAUGACAAAGUCCCUUGAAGUAGCACAAAGCUGCUGCUUUAUGCCAUUGAUAGCGUCGAGGAAUGCUCAAGGGAGGUGUCUAAAAAAGCAUGGCAUAAACGGCAAGGAAAUGGAAGGGCUGUUCCACACUGCCAGGGCACACAUAGUUACAAACUACGAAUCAGGCAAAUUUAAAAUACCCAGAGACGACUUCGCCACUAUGUCUGAACAUGUGCUUGGUGACCAAGUGUGCUUUGUGGAAUGUGUUCUAAAGGAUAUUAAACUGAUUGACGACAAUGGUCGGCCAAUGGAAACCGCAUUUGAAAUGGCUUUUUCGUCCAAACUGAAGUCCAAAAUUUACAAUUCAAAUUGGGACAGCACGAUCAAGACCGCGGUCAGAGAAUGCGUUGCAGAAAGUGACAACUUGCCAGUGCCGCAGAUGAAAAAUUCCAAGGGCCAAAUGUGCAGCACCACGCCAUUCACUUACAUGUUUUGCUUGCGCAAAAAGUUUACUUUGAAUUGCCCUGAUCUUCACCCUGCUCCUGGUUGCCAGAAGAAAGCCAAAGCCGACUUAGAAGCAUGCAAUCAAAAAGAAGUCUGGCAGGCUAUCAGUCAAGGUGGUCCGUACCCAGGAUCCAAGAUGAAUAAUAUGCCAAGCGGUGGUGGCAUGAACGGAAUCGACACGCCACAAGGUCAAAUGCCUCAGCCCGGUCAAAUGCCGAACGAUCAAAUGCCGCAGGGCGAAAGUGGCAUGGACCCGCCUCCAAUGGAAGAUCCACCAUCUCAGCCUGAAGAACCAGCAGCGGAAGGAGGAGGUGAAGAAGCACAACCGGAGCCAGCAGCCGAACCAGAGAUGCCUGCAGAGGAGCCCCCUGCCGAAGAGCCCCAGGCAGCUUCAGAAGACGAGGCUCCACCUCCAGAGGAACCGCCAGCAGAGGAACCUCCGGCCGAAGAGCCCCCAGCAGAGGAGGAAUAAAAUGUUUGACAAGCACUUUAAAUAUAUUAUAUAAUGAUUGUAGAAGUGUCUGAAAUUGCUCAAAUUUUUAAUUCUUUAUAAUUCCUCUGUUUUAAUCAAAUUUAGUGCAAACUGUUGUGAUAAGAAUAACAGGUUAAUAAUAAACUAUUAUUUUUAUUUUAU
Molecule: messenger RNA, 1608 nt
Organism: Neocloeon triangulifer
Lineage: Eukaryota; Metazoa; Arthropoda; Insecta; Ephemeroptera; Baetidae
Exons: 11
Coding region: 280-1446 (388 amino acids)
Molecular function (GO): odorant binding
Source: RefSeq, a predicted model, not a curated record